AUGGGGCUUUCCGACUUUCAGAAGGUCUUGAAAAAAAUAGACAAUAAACUUAACAAUAAGACCUCUUCUGGACACUCUUCUUCACCUACUUCCUCUUCAAAUUCUGGUAGCUACAAUCGAGCUCCAGCUCCACUUCCCCAGGUAUCAGCUAACAGUGGCAGCCCACUAUCUUCAAGUGAUAUCUUUUCAAAGCCAAUUUCAAGCUCUGAACCGCUUCCGUUAUUUCCCAGGCGUCAGCACAAUUUGAAACCAAAAGGCUGCUCUGAAGGGAAUGAGUCAAUUCAAACUAAUAACUUUUACAAUAAUUUAUGCUUAGAAGACCAAUCGUUUCCAAUUUGGACAUUACCUUAUUCUCUUUGGUUCCUGAAAGAUCCAAGUCAAGGUGACAUUGGAUUUUCCUUCAAUCACACUGAGGCCAAUCAGAGGGUUUUCGGUCCCGAUCCAAAUUCUAAUCCUGCCCAAUUCUACUUCAAUCCACCAAGAAUUAAAUCAUGGUAUUUUGCAACCGCUGAUAUUAAUGCACGAGAAGAAGUUCAACUUGAAAAUCACAACAAAUUAUCUGUAAUUGCCAAGUGGAAUGGAAUGACCUUCCCCUUGGUUCAUGGUAUGGGGUUUGUAACUGCCAUAUACGAACAAGGUAAGGUCCCAGUUAUCGGUUCUCAGGUAGGUAUUCAAGAUUUUAGAAAAGUGGGAAAUGGGAAGUACAGAGCUAUGCUUUUCAAUCAGGUGGUUUGGACUAUCUAUGUAAGUGGCGCUAAUGGAAAUGCUGAUUUAAGUUUAAGAGAUCCGCAACAUAUAGUUAGCGAUAGAGUCAAUGGCUCUUGUACUAUCCAAAUUUGUAGAGGUGAAUCUAACUUCUAUGAUGAAACUGCCGGGUGUUACCCCAUUUCCUGCAACCUUAGUGGCUCAGUAGAUGGCUCGAGAGGUCAGUAUAAGUUUUUAUAUAAUCUUAAGGGGCAAUCUCAAAGUGGAAAAACGUUGGUGUGGUGCUUGCCUCACCACCAAGAAGUCUUGGUGAGCCUGUGUAAGCAGACUGGAUUAAAAUUGGAUUCUCCAACAAAAGGUGUAAUGAAAGCAUACGUGACAAACGAACUAGUUAUGGAAGAAAAUAACCUACCUAUUCAAAUUAGUUGGGAACCUUGGUCAGAAAUAUCUGGAUGCUCAACACCAUCUUCGUAUUCCAACUCCAGUUUAGAUUUAAUCACUAGAGCAGCUGAAGCUGAAGUGAAGCAGGAUGUAGUUGGUAUGGCUAACAUAGACUCAAUGUACACUUCAGGAAAGAUCUUGGAUAAAUUUGCUCAUAUUUUGUUUGUCUGUUCCAACAUAAUACGGAAUCAAGCUUUGACAGCAGAAUUACUCCCAAAACUAAAACAAGCAAUUGAUAUAUUUGCUACAAAUAGACAAAAAUAUCCUCUCGUGUACGAUACCACUUGGAAGGGAUUGAUCUCCUCUGCCGACCCAGGAGCAGAUUUUGGAAACUCGAAUUAUAAUGAUCACCAUUUUCAUUAUGGUUACCAUAUUCAUGCAAUUGCCUUAGUAGCCAAAUCUGAUCCAACGUACUUCCAAAGUGAUGAAGGUGCUCGUGCCAAAGCUUAUGCGACUGAGUUAUUAAGGGAUGUAGCCAAUCCAUCUUCUGAGUCAGAUAAGUGGUUUCCUCAAUCCCGUUCAUUUGAUUGGUUUCAUGGCCAUUCAUUUGCUCAUGGAAUAUUUGCACUGGGUGAUGGAAAGGACGAGGAAUCAUCUUCAGAAGAUUACCAUUUUGCUUAUGGUAUGAAGCUCUUUGGUAAUGUUACUGGCAAUGUAGAUAUGGAGAAUAGAGCAAAUCUUAUGCUCGCAAUAAUGAAAAGAUCGAUGAAUAUGUACAUGCUAUAUUCUGAUGAUAAUAAGAUUCAACCACCUCAAUUUAUCAAGAAUAAAGUUGCAGGAAUCUCAUUCGAAAAUAAAAUAGAUUAUUCCACAUAUUUUGGUAGAGGUACAAUAGGAAACGAAUGGAUUCAUGGAAUUCAUAUGUUACCAAUAACGCCAAUUUCAUCAUAUAUAAGAGGUCCCAAGUUUGUAAAAGAGGAAUGGGAUCAAAUAUUGGCACCUAUAAUUGAUAGAAUUCCUGACGGCUGGAAAGGAAUAUUAUUGCUAAAUUUAGCACUCACUGACCCAAAGAAAGCAUGGAAAUGGUUUUCUCGGAAUGACUGGAAUGAGAGUCAAAUUGAUAAUGGAAUGUCAAGAACUUGGUCAUUGGCAUUUAUUGCAGGUAUAGGAGGUGCAUAA
Molecule: messenger RNA, 2265 nt
Organism: Dujonia railenensis
Lineage: Eukaryota; Fungi; Ascomycota; Pichiomycetes; Serinales; Debaryomycetaceae
Source: the annotation of a GenBank genome assembly